AUGGCGCGCGGGCAGCAGGGGCGCGUGGGCAGCAGACGCGCACAGGCAGUAGGCGCGCGCGGGCAGCAGGCGCGCGCGGGCAGGAGAGGCGCGCGGACAGCAGGCGCGCGCGGGCAGCAGGGCGCGCGGGCAGCAGGGGCUUGCGGGCAGCAGGCGUGCGCAGGCAGCAAGCGCGCGCGGGCGGCAGCGACGCGCGUGCAGCAGGCGCACGCGGGCAGCAGGGCGCGCGGGCAGCAGGGCUCGCGGGCAGCAGGCGCGCGCAGCCAGCAGUGCGCACGGGCAGCAGGGGCGCUCGGGCAGCAGGGCUGCGCUCAUGCAGCAGGUUCGCGCGAGGCAGGGCAGAGUGCAGGGCAGGGGCGCACUGGGUAG
Closterium sp. Naga37s-1 is the source of this 369-nucleotide messenger RNA. The record is from the annotation of a GenBank genome assembly. NCBI's taxonomy places the organism in Eukaryota, Viridiplantae, Streptophyta, Zygnematophyceae, Desmidiales, Closteriaceae.